GCUGGGCAGCAGCGACGCGGCAACGCUACAGAGCUUGUGUGCGGCGGCGGCGGCGGCGGCCUCGAGCAGGGCGGUCUACGCGGCUGGGGCGGCCCCGCGGCUGGGCAGGCGGCGGCGGCGUGGGCGACGGGGCGCGGCGAUGGCCCGCGGCGGGGCGUGCCCCGGGGCAGCCUGGCUGAGGCUCCUGGCCCCGUGAUGCACAUCCCUGCAGGACCUGUGUGCCGAGGCCUGAAGCCCAGGCCUGCCAUGUCACUGCUACGUCUGAGCCCGUGGGUGCUCCUGAAGCUGCUGCUGCUGCUGGGGGUUAUUUGGGCAGUGGCAGGUGCCACUAGAGCGGUUAGGGGUCCUCAGCCUGUCUUCCGCACCUUCUCGGCCAUUGAUUGGGGCCUCACCCACCUGGUGGUCCACGAGCAGACAGGCGAGGUGUACGUGGGUGCGGUGAACCGCAUCUACAAGCUGUCAGGGAACCUGACACUGCUGCGAGCUCACGUGACUGGCCCUGUGGAGGACAACGAGAAGUGCUACCCGCCGCCCAGUGUGCAGUCAUGCCCCCACGGCCUGGGCAGCACCAAUAAUGUCAACAAGCUGCUGCUUUUGGACUAUGCUGCUAAUCGCCUGCUAGCCUGUGGCAGCGCCUCCCAGGGCAUCUGCCAGUUCCUGCGGCUGGAUGAUCUCUUCAAGCUGGGCGAACCGCACCACCGCAAGGAGCACUACCUUUCGAGCGUGCAUGAGGCAGGCAGCAUGGCAGGUGUGCUCAUUGCCAGGCCACCGGGCCAGGCCCAGGCCAAGCUCUUUGUGGGCACACCCAUCGAUGGCAAGUCUGAGUACUUCCCCACACUGUCUAGCCGCCGGCUAAUGGCCAACGAGGAGGAUGCAGACAUGUUCAGCUUUGUGUACCAGGACGAAUUUGUAUCGUCACAGCUCAAGAUUCCUUCAGACACACUGUCCAAGUUCCCGGCCUUUGACAUCUACUACGUGUACAGCUUUCGCAGUGAGCAGUUUGUGUACUACCUCACUCUGCAGCUGGACACACAGCUGACCUCACCAGAUGCCGCCGGCGAGCACUUCUUUACCUCCAAGAUUGUGCGGCUGUGUGUGGAUGACCCCAAAUUCUACUCAUAUGUUGAGUUCCCCAUUGGCUGCGAGCAGGCGGGGGUGGAGUACCGCCUGGUGCAGGAUGCGUACCUGAGCCGGCCUGGCAGUGCCCUGGCCCGCCAACUGGGCCUGGCUGACAAUGAGGAUGUGCUGUUCACCGUGUUUGCUCAGGGCCAGAAGAACCGUGUGAAGCCACCUAAGGAAUCAGUACUAUGCCUGUUCACGCUUAGAGCCAUCAAGGAGAAGAUCAAGGAACGCAUCCAGUCCUGCUACCGUGGUGAGGGCAAGCUCUCACUGCCCUGGCUGCUCAACAAGGAACUGGGCUGCAUCAACUCGCCCCUACAGAUCGAUGAUGACUUCUGCGGGCAGGACUUCAACCAGCCGCUGGGGGGCACGGUUACUAUUGAGGGCAUGCCCCUGUUUGUGGACAAGGAGGAUGGCCUGACUGCCGUGGCUGCCUAUGACUACCGAGGCCACACCGUGGUGUUCACUGGCACACGAAGUGGCCACAUCCGAAAGAUCCUGGUGGACCUGGCUAACCCUGGCGGCCGUCCAGCCCUGGCCUACGAGAGUGUGGUGGCCCAAGAGGGUAGUCCCAUCCUUCGUGACCUGAUCCUCAGCCCUGACAGCCAAUACCUCUACGCCAUGACAGAAAAGCAGGUGACACGAGUGCCCGUGGAGAGCUGUGUGCAGUAUAGGUCGUGUGAGCUGUGCCUGGGCUCUCGAGACCCCCACUGUGGCUGGUGUGUCCUGCAUAGCAUGUGCUCCCGUCGGGAUGCCUGUGAGCGGGCAGAUGAGCCUCAGCGCUUUGCCUCAGACCUACUGCAGUGUGUGCAGCUGACUGUGCAGCCUCGCAAUGUCUCUGUCACCAUGUCCCAGGUCCCACUCGUGUUGCAGGCCUGGAAUGUGCCUGACCUCUCAGCUGGCGUCAACUGCUCCUUCGAGGACUUCACUGAGUCUGAGAGCAUCCUGGAGGAUGGCCGCAUCCACUGUCACUCACCAUCCUCUGGGGAGGUGGCGCCCAUCACUCAGGGCCAGGGAGACCAGCGGGUGGUAAAGCUCUUCCUGAAGUCUAAGGAGACGGGCAAGAAGUUUGCAUCUGUGGACUUUGUCUUCUACAACUGCAGUGUCCACCAGUCCUGCCUGUCGUGUGUCAAUGGCUCUUUCCCCUGCCACUGGUGCAAAUACCGCCACGUGUGCACACACAAUGUUGCCGAUUGCGCCUUCCUGGAGGGCCGUGUCAAUGUGUCUGAGGACUGCCCGCAGAUCCUGCCCUCCACGCAGAUCUACGUGCCAGUGGGUGUGGUGAAGCCCAUCACCCUUACUGCCCGGAACCUGCCGCAGCCACAGUCAGGCCAGCGUGGGUAUGAGUGCCUCUUUCAUAUCCCAGGAAGCCCGGCCCGCGUCACCGCUCUGCGCUUCAACAGCUCUAGCCUGCAGUGCCAGAACUCUUCGUACUCGUAUGAAGGCAAUGACAUCAGCGACCUUCCUGUGAACCUGUCAGUGGUGUGGAACAGCAACUUCAUCAUUGAUAAUCCUCAGAACAUCCAGGCCCACCUCUACAAAUGUCCAGCCCUGCGGGAAAGCUGUGGCCUCUGCCUCAAAGCUGACCCUCGCUUUGAGUGUGGCUGGUGCGUGGCCGAACGCCGCUGCUCCCUGCGUCCACACUGCCCUACCGACUUUCCUGCUGCCUGGAUGCAUGCCCGUCAUGGUAGCAGCCGUUGCACUGACCCCAAGAUCCUUAAGCUGUCCCCAGAGACGGGCCCUCGGCAGGGAGGCACAAAGCUCACAAUCUUGGGUGAGAACCUGGGCCUGCGCUUUGAGGAUGUGCGGCUAGGCGUGCGUGUGGGCAAGGUGCUAUGCAGCCCUUUGGAGAGCGAGUACAUCAGUGCCGAGCAGAUUGUCUGCGAGAUUGGAGAUGCCAGCACAGUGCGGGCCCAUGAUGCCUUGGUGGAGGUGUGCGUGCGGGACUGUUCCCCCCAGUUCCGGGCCCUGUCACCCAAACGCUUCACUUUUGUGACUCCAACCUUCUACCGUGUGAGUCCUGCCCGGGGACCCCUUUCAGGUGGCACCUGGAUUGGCAUCGAGGGCAGCCACCUCAAUGCAGGCAGUGAUGUGGCCGUGUCUGUUGGUGGCCGGUCCUGCACCUUCUCCUGGAGGAAUUCCCGGGAGAUACGGUGUCUGACACCCCCCGGAACGAGCUCUGGUAAUGUCUCCAUCGUCAUCAACAUCAAUCGUGCUCAACUUACCAACCCCGAGGUGACGUACAACUAUACCGAGGACCCCACCAUCCUGAAGAUUGACCCCGAGUGGAGCAUCAAUAGUGGAGGGACCCUUCUAACAGUCACAGGUACCAGCCUGACCACCGUCCGAGAACCCCGCAUCCGGGCCAAGUACGGAGGUGUCGAGAGGGAGAAUAGCUGCCUGGUGUACAACGACACCACCAUGGUGUGCCGGGCCCCAUCGGUGGACAACCCUUCCCGCAGCCCGCCUGAGUUGGGGGAGCGGCCUGAAGAACUGGGCUUUGUCAUGGACAACGUGACCGCCCUACUUGUGCUCAACACCUCCUCCUUCCUCUAUUUUCCUGACCCCGUGCUGGAGCCACUCAGCCCCACCGGCCUCCUUGAGCUGAAGCCUAGCUCCCCACUCAUCCUCAAGGGCCGGAAUCUCCUGCCACCAGCACCCGGCAACUUGAGGCUCAACUACACUGUGCUCAUUGGCUCCACACCCUGCACCCUCACUGUGUCCGAGACACAGCUGCUCUGCGAGUCACCCAACCUCACGGGGCAGCACAAGGUCACGGUUCGGGCUGGUGGCUUCGAAUUCUCACCAGGCAUGCUGCAGGUGUACUCAGACAGCCUACUGACCCUUCCCGCCAUCGUGGGUAUUGGUGGGGGCGGAGGCCUCCUGCUGCUGGUCAUCGUGGUCGUGCUCAUUGCCUAUAAGCGCAAGUCUCGUGAUGCUGACCGCACCCUCAAGCGGCUGCAGCUCCAGAUGGACAACCUGGAGUCCCGCGUGGCCCUCGAAUGCAAGGAAGCCUUUGCAGAGCUACAGACAGACAUCCACGAGCUGACCAACGAUUUGGAUGGUGCUGGCAUCCCCUUCCUCGACUACAGGACGUACGCCAUGCGGGUGCUCUUCCCUGGGAUUGAGGACCACCCAGUGCUCAAGGAGAUGGAGGUACAGGCCAAUGUGGAGAAAUCACUGACACUGUUUGGGCAGCUGCUGACCAAGAAGCACUUCCUGCUGACCUUUAUUCGAACACUGGAGGCCCAGCGCAGCUUCUCCAUGCGCGACCGUGGGAAUGUGGCCUCGCUCAUCAUGACAGCUCUGCAGGGCGAGAUGGAGUAUGCCACAGGUGUUCUCAAGCAGCUGCUGUCUGACCUCAUUGAGAAGAACCUUGAGAGCAAGAACCACCCCAAGCUGCUGCUGCGGCGGACUGAAUCAGUGGCAGAGAAGAUGCUGACCAACUGGUUCACCUUCCUUUUGUACAAAUUUCUCAAGGAGUGUGCAGGGGAGCCACUGUUUAUGUUGUACUGCGCCAUCAAACAGCAGAUGGAGAAGGGCCCCAUCGAUGCUAUCACGGGUGAGGCACGCUACUCCCUGAGUGAAGACAAGCUUAUCCGGCAGCAGAUUGACUACAAGAUGUUGACCCUGAAUUGUGUGAAUCCGGAGAAUGAAAACGCACCUGAGGUGCCAGUGAAGGGACUAAACUGUGACACAGUGACACAGGUCAAGGAGAAGUUGCUGGAUGCUGUGUACAAGGGUGUACCCUACUCCCAACGGCCCAAGGCUGGGGACAUGGACCUGGAGUGGCGCCAGGGCCGCAUGGCGAGAAUCAUCCUGCAGGAUGAGGAUGUCACCACCAAGAUUGACAACGACUGGAAGAGACUGAAUACUCUGGCUCACUAUCAGGUGACGGAUGGGUCCUCAGUGGCGUUGGUGCCCAAGCAGACGUCUGCCUACAACAUCUCCAACUCUUCCACCUUCACCAAGUCCCUCAGCAGAUAUGAGAGCAUGCUACGCACAGCUAGCAGCCCGGACAGCCUGCGUUCACGCACACCCAUGAUCACACCUGACCUGGAAAGCGGCACCAAGCUUUGGCAUCUGGUGAAGAAUCAUGACCACCUGGACCAGCGGGAGGGUGACCGUGGCAGCAAGAUGGUCUCGGAGAUCUACCUGACGCGGUUGCUGGCCACCAAGGGCACACUGCAGAAGUUUGUGGAUGACCUGUUUGAGACCAUCUUUAGCACAGCACACCGGGGCUCGGCCCUGCCACUGGCCAUCAAGUAUAUGUUCGACUUCUUAGACGAGCAGGCUGACCAGCACCAGAUACAUGACUCAGAUGUGCGCCACACCUGGAAGAGCAACUGCCUGCCCCUGCGCUUCUGGGUGAACGUGAUCAAGAACCCACAGUUUGUGUUUGACAUCCACAAGAGCAGCAUCACAGAUGCCUGCCUGUCAGUGGUGGCCCAGACUUUUAUGGACUCCUGCUCCACAUCUGAGCACAAGCUGGGCAAGGACUCGCCUUCCAACAAACUGCUCUAUGCCAAGGACAUCCCCAACUAUAAGAGCUGGGUGGAGAGGUACUAUGCUGAUAUUGCCAAGAUGCCUGCCAUCAGUGACCAGGACAUGAGUGCGUACUUGGCCGAGCAGUCACGGCUGCACCUGAGCCAGUUCAACAGCAUGAGCGCCUUGCAUGAGAUCUACUCCUAUAUCACCAAGUACAAAGAUGAGAUCCUGAUGGCACUGGAGAAGGAUGAACAGGCUCGCCGGCAACGGCUCCGGAGCAAGCUGGAGCAGGUGGUGGACACAAUGGCCCUGAGCAGCUGAGCCACCCAGCCACCACUGCCCAAUGGGAGAUUAGUGAGAGGGACUGCAGGGGUGGCCUCCAACCAACAGCCAAAGCUGGGAGGUCCCUGGAGGCAGCCUUCCCUGAUGUGUGCCGAGUGCUUAUGUGCUCGGGACUGGCAUGCAGGCUAACAUCCUCCUGGCCCUCUCUUCCCCCUGGCGGAGGUGGGGAGGUGGGAGGGUCCUGGUUCUUACUAGUAUGAGUGAGACAGUGCCCACAGCACCCUCUGUGCCCAGAGCUGCUGGCCACAAGGCAGUGGGAUCCUAGGUCUGGCUGGAGGCCUUCUUGGGAGACUCAGCUGACUGCUGAAGACUUGAGGAGUAAGUCUGAGCCCUCUGGGAGGAGGGAUGCCAGUCUGGUUGUCUCCGAGGCCAGGCAUGAGGCCAGAAGGGCCAGGACAAUGGGAAGGGGUCAGCCUUCCCGGUUUCCCUGGCAGAGUCUGAGGGUUGAGGCCUGGGGAGGCUAAAUGCCAAGCCUGGCCAAGGUAAGCUGUACUCAGUCUGGGCUGUUGCCACCCGCCUGCCACCCUCAUGCUCCCUGCUGCACACGCCACCAUCCUCCGAUUCACCGCGUGCUCUCUGCGGUGGAGGCAGGAGCACCUUGCCCAGAGAGAGGCCCCAGCUCCCUCCUGUGGAGGGGCUGCAGGAAACAGUGCUCUCAGCUCCCAAGAGACUUCCAGAAGGACUUGUGACUCCCAUUGUGUUCUCAGGGCUGUGCCUCUGGGAGCCACUGGAGUCUGGGGCUCCAGUCAUGAGCACACACUCCCGUUAUUUAUUCCUCCAUUGUAUCUGCUCUGGGUAGCUCUCCAGCAUGGAGGUCCUGGGAGCAGCCCCAACCAUCCUCUUCCUUCCCUCCAUCUCUGUCUCCCCUGCUCUCCACGUUUACCUUCUAGUGGCUUCCAGUCUGGCAUCUCAGCAGCGUGGGGGCCCCUCAAGCAUAAUGGGACAUCUGGGGGCUAUUUUUUGUUUUUUUGGGGAGAACAAAGAAAUUCUGCAUUCUGCUUGGGCAGCCAGAACUGUGGCAGGGCCCCUUGGGUCAUACUCUAUGGCCUGGCUGGGAACAAGACACAGUGAGUGACCAGAGGGCCUGAUGGUUGGCUCUGUCCACCCUGCCCUCAGUAAGCAAGAGAGAACAAAUUUUUAACUAAAACAAAACCUGUACAUUAGUGUGUG
Molossus molossus (Pallas's mastiff bat) is the source of this 7119-nucleotide messenger RNA. It is a transcript of the gene PLXNA1, whose product is annotated as plexin A1. NCBI's taxonomy places the organism in Eukaryota, Metazoa, Chordata, Mammalia, Chiroptera, Molossidae. The record is from RefSeq and is a predicted model, not a curated record. Gene Ontology annotation, biological process: regulation of cell migration; regulation of cell shape; negative regulation of cell adhesion. Gene Ontology annotation, molecular function: protein binding; semaphorin receptor activity. Gene Ontology annotation, cellular component: semaphorin receptor complex. The transcript is spliced from 32 exons. Bases 196 to 5928 code for a protein of 1910 amino acids.